Messenger RNA from Scaptodrosophila lebanonensis, 886 nucleotides. RefSeq lists its product as uncharacterized. Lineage: Eukaryota; Metazoa; Arthropoda; Insecta; Diptera; Drosophilidae. The record is from RefSeq and is a predicted model, not a curated record. The transcript is spliced from 4 exons. Bases 1 to 816 code for a protein of 271 amino acids.
AUGUUUUGGAUUUUGCGCCGCACCGGAGCGGCAAAUUUGUUCAAUUCAUUGAACAACAAUUGCAGCAACAGCAACAGUAGGAACGCCUACAACAACUUGAAUAAUGCACAGGGAGCAGCUGCAGGAAAAUGCGGGAAACGCCCGCCACGCAAGGCGUACGGUCGCCUCAGUGCUGACAUGGAUGUGGACGAGGACGAGGACGCGGACGCGGAUGUCGUGCCAUUGCAACAUAAAAUCGAUGAUCCAUUUGAUGAUCCCGAUAACUUGAAAGUGAUUGCGAGGCGUGCAAAUGGCAAUGGCGUCUGGGCGCACCCAGCGAAUGCCAAAGACGUUGAAGGCGCACCCCUCGGGACGGCAGCUGCUAGCGAUGGCCAGGGAAAUUUUCUGGCUAACGAUUGCUGUGACCUGAAUGGCUUUGAUGGCGACAAGCGCAUUGGCUUUUUAAAUAGGACGCAGAACGACGUCGGCAGUGCAAAACGUCUUCACAUUCUGGCCCUUUCCGAGUCCGGGCCAGACGUUGACGACGACUAUUACUAUGACGAAUCGCUGGCGUGCAACGUUUGUGACAGAGGCUUUAGCACUCAACGCCAGCUCUCCUCCCAUCAGCAGAAGAAGCGGCAUUUCGGCUGCGACGGCUGUGACAGUUUAUUUCCAUCGCAGAUGCUGCUGGAGCACCACAAGGAGGAGUUCGAGCACUGGAGCGACGACGAGGCAACACGCAGCAUUUGUUGUCGCCGCAAUCGUGAUGAUUACUUCACGGACACGGACUCCUACACGAGUGAGGCGGAGAGCGAGGACCAAGAGCGGCUGCUUUAGUAAGAAAAAAGAAAUAACAAUAUAAAGAUUCAAACAUUAUGCAGACGGUUUAUAAAGCCAAUAGAUGAUA